Molecule: messenger RNA, 1661 nt
Organism: Lactuca sativa (garden lettuce)
Lineage: Eukaryota; Viridiplantae; Streptophyta; Magnoliopsida; Asterales; Asteraceae
Product: linamarin synthase 2
Molecular function (GO): quercetin 7-O-glucosyltransferase activity; quercetin 3-O-glucosyltransferase activity
Source: RefSeq, a predicted model, not a curated record
CUAAACCAAAAUGGGUUACGGAAAAAAACCGCAUGCAGUUCUUGUCCCAUACCCAGCACAAGGCCAUGUAAACCCUUUUAUGAAGCUCGCAAAGCUUCUCCACUCCCAUGGCUUCCACAUCACCUUCGUCAACACCGAAUUCAACCAUCACCGUCUCAUCCGCUCCAAAGGCCCGGAAUCCGUCCAAGGUUUGCCGGAUUUCCAAUUCCAGACCAUCCCCGACGGCAUGCCUCACUCAGAUCGAGACGCCACUCAAGACAUACCGAUGCUUUGUGACAUGACCAGAAAGACAUGUUUAGUUCCGUUCAAGGAUUUGUUGCAGAAGUUGAACUCGUUGGCUGGAACCCCACCAGUCAGCUGCGUCGUCGGAGAUGGCGUGAUGAGCUUUGCGAUAAAAGCUGCUAAGGAUUUGGGGAUUCCGGAGGUUCAGUUCUGGACUGCUUCGGCAUGUGCUUUCAUGGGUCUUUUGCAUUAUCGAGAGUUCAUCAAAAGAGGAAUUGUUCCCUUUAAAGAUGACAAGUAUCUAACGGAUGGAACAUUGGAAAAAACAAUCGAUUGGAUCCCGGGGAUGAGCAAUAUUCGUUAUAAAGAUGUUCCAAGUUUCAUUAGAACAACAGAUCCCGAUGAUAUCAUGCUGGAUUUCAUGGGGGAGGAGGCUCAAAACAACUUGAAUGCUCCAGCGAUCAUCUUCAACACUUUCGAUGCAUUAGAGCACAAAGUAUUAGAAGCCAUUACAUCCAAAUUCAAUUACCCCAACAUUUUCACAAUCGGCCCUCUUCCUUUACUAGCCAAAUACGUUCCAGAUGAUAGCCCAGUAAACUCACUGAAUUCGAGUUUAUGGAAGCCAGAUUCCUCAUGUUUGCAAUGGCUAGACCAGAAGAAAGAAGGAUCUGUUAUCUAUGUCAAUUAUGGAAGUGUGACUACGAUGACCGACACACAUUUGAUCGAGUUUGCAUGGGGUUUAGCAAAUAGCAAGCAAUCGUUCUUAUGGGUGGUUCGACCAGAUGUGACAAUGGGGGAUUCAGCGAUUUUGCCUGAAGAAUUCUUGAAGGAGACGAAGGAUAGGGGACUCAUGGUGAGUUGGUGUGCACAAGAGCAGGUUCUUGCCCAUCCAUCGAUUGGUGCGUUUUUAACACAUUGUGGGUGGAAUUCUACGACUGAGAGCAUAUCGGAAGGUGUUCCGGUGAUCUGUUGGCCUUUCUUCUCAGAUCAACAAACGAAUUGUCGAUACUGUUGCGUUGAAUGGGGGAUUGGGAUGGAGGUUAAUCAUGAUGUGAAGCGAAAUGAGGUUGAAGUUCUUGUUAAGGAGAUGCUUCAAGGGGAGAAAGGAAAGGAAAUGAGAAGAAAGGCGAAGGAGUGGAAAAGGAAAGCAAAAGAAGCGAAUGAUAUCGGUGGUUCAUCGUAUAAGAACUUCCAACGGUUUAUCAAAGAUGCCUUGCUUUCAGGAGAAGUUCCUCAUGUUUAAUAAUAUGUGUAACAAGUUCGGCAGGCUUGAUUCUGGAUCUUGUGCUUGUCGAAGAAAAUCACUUUCCUUUAUGAUUAUUUUUUAUUGUUUGGUUUUCGAUGUGUGUAAGAAACCACACUAGCAUAAUGUCAUUCUUAUUUCAAGUGUGCCUCAAUUUGUAGUAAUUACUUUUAUUAACAAUGCCAUAUAUACUAGU